CUGGUGCUGCUGCGAGGCCAGAGGGAUCAGGGAACCCCCUCCCGACAGGCCCUGUGGUCAGUCACCUCCAAGGGGGACGUGAUGGUCCACGAGCCUCUCCCUGUCUGGAGGCCCCGGCACACACCUUGCCUGUGACAUGAUGUUUUGGCUGCAGGUCCCGGGCCACCUGCGCUGUGUAGAGUCUAACAGUCUGGGUGUGGUGUGGGGGAUCGGGUAUGACGGCACCGCCUGGGUCUACUCUGGUUCGGGCAGCGCUGCUGGGGAAGAGCCCCCUCAGGGAGACAGGGGCAUCCUGCCCACACAGACAGAUGGAAGGACUGUGUACGUCUUUGAGAACCAGCGAUGGAACCCCAUGACCGGAUACACAGACAAGCUUCUCCCCACAGACCGGUCCCGUGGAGUGAUGACAAUGGCUUUACAGAGUGCACCAAGUCCACCACCCACCCACCCUCGCCUCAGUGGAGCUGGGUGACAGAGUGGCCGUCGACUUCGCUUUCUCAGGAGGGACAGACAAAGAGGGGUGGCAGUAUGCAGCAGACUUCCCUGU
Salvelinus sp. IW2-2015 is the source of this 547-nucleotide messenger RNA. NCBI's taxonomy places the organism in Eukaryota, Metazoa, Chordata, Actinopteri, Salmoniformes, Salmonidae. The record is from RefSeq and is a predicted model, not a curated record.